This is a messenger RNA of Patiria miniata (bat star), 2193 nucleotides long. RefSeq names its product N-alpha-acetyltransferase 80-like. Gene Ontology annotation, cellular component: cytoplasm. Gene Ontology annotation, molecular function: N-acetyltransferase activity; acetyl-CoA binding. The coding region runs from base 152 to 766 and encodes 204 amino acids. Gene Ontology annotation, biological process: protein acetylation. The record is from RefSeq and is a predicted model, not a curated record. The transcript has 2 exons. NCBI's taxonomy places the organism in Eukaryota, Metazoa, Echinodermata, Asteroidea, Valvatida, Asterinidae.
AAUUUAGCUGUACAGCCAGCCGUGACUUGACUAAUCCCACUACAAGUGCACACUGAUAUCCCAGGACGGUCUCCGAUGUUGAUUCACCUCUCCCUUUGGUGAUAUUGAAACUGGUAUCACGGUCCUCUGCGCUGUACUUUAAUUCAUUGAGAUGGCGUGCUCGUAUUCCUUGAGGCCUUUGCGCUCCAUACCCGAUCUCAUCCCUGCUUGCAUCAAGAUCUUAAAGGAUGAAUGGCCGCAAUGCAAGGCGGAACUUCUACCGAAGCUGGUCAAGCAAGAACUCACCACUGCGCCAUGUUCGUAUGGAUUGGUCGAGCACCCAGACGACGCACGUGAUAAGGCAAGCCUAGUGGGUCAUUUCCGUUUCAUCCCCGUCAUCAACAGGGAGCGGGCGCUCUACGCAGAGGGCUUGUGUGUGGAUAGGGCGCAAAGGGGGCGUGGCCUUGGUGACAAGGCGAUUGCGUUAAGGGAGGAGUUGCUGGCAGAGAUGGCAUACGCGGAGUUACACUUGUGUACUUCUCCCCAUCGCAAAGAUUACUACCUUAGUCGGUCUUUUUCCAUCUGUGAUGAGGCGCCGCACACUUUGGGAGCCAACCUGCUUCACACCAGUCGUGCUUUGGGAACCGCUCCCUAUUUUGUCAGUUGGCAUGGCAACGUCCUGUAUCCAGGGUGGGAGUCAGAGUACGAGGGCGGCGCCAUAGCAACACAGAAAGAAGUAGCUGACGGGUAUAUUGGUGUGUAUUUUGUAAAGAAACUAAGUGGCUAAAAGUCUGCAUUAUAUUAGCUCGACAGGACCGGGGGGUAGGGAACCAGACAUGAAACUGCCUUGGCCUAUGGAGGCCUAUUCGGUCGGUAACUGUCAACUGAUUCCAUAGGAUCAAUUUCUUUUGAUUCCUUUUUGUCGUUUGAAGCAAAACAAUAUUUGCUCAUAAUCUUCAGUAGAAUGCAAAAUAACUAAUCGUUUCAGCUCAACGGAUAGGCCUACUACACAUUUUUUUAGAAAACAAAAUUAUUCUGGUCUUGUGGAUUUCGUCGCUAAAGCGCUUCUGAACUCUUGCAUACGAACUCUUGUAAAAUCCAUAAAUCAGCACCCAUGACAUGAUUUUUUUUCCAUUCUGCUGACUGAUUGUUGAACAUGACGUCGAGGUGCCAUACCAGUGGAUAGAUAAUCCUCGCAGUACAUGUACAUGUAGUUAAUUCACGAAUACCGUCAACUUUUAAUAACUGGUGCCCAUGGGUACGCUUGGAAAAAAACAUCUUCAAUUAUCGUUUUCUAAACCUUUCUUUUACCAUUUCAUGGGGUAUAAUUUCACACGGUAUCUAGUACCAGUCCAGUGGCGAAUCGGAGUUGCACCCCCCCCCCCCCGUUUAGCCGCUGUCUAAUGUUUUUUGUUGUUGUUGUUGUUGUUUUUUUUUUUUUUUAAAUUUUAACUCUUUUAAUGCUUCACUGUUGUGUGUAAUUUAGUUUUAUUGUGCAUUUCCAUCAUUGUUUUAUGUUAUUUUGUUCCUAUCUUUCAGAAUUAUAUUUACUAGUUUAAACGAUUUAUUGUUGCGUGUAAUUGUUUGAUAAUAUCUCUAUUUUAUCUCCUUUGUUUUUGUUGGCCAUUUGGUUUAAGGGUGGUUUUUUCCCACUUUAAAUUUAUAUGUACUUAAUAUUUUUAACGUUUUAUUAUUGUGUGUAAUAUGUUUGUUCGCGCGUCUAUUUUAUUUUUCUAGUUUUUUGGGUUGGUCAUAGAUUUUAUCAUGUUAAUUUUAUUUUUUCUUUGCUUUUUAUACGUGAAAUUUCAAGUAUUAUCCUUUUUGUUUUAUAGUUUACAUGAUUUUAAGUUUUAUCCUGAAGCAUUGUAAGCUAUUGAGCUCAGUGAGAAUUACAAAUUAUACACACGCAUUCAAAUACAAAUGGGAUUUUAAUUAUUUGAGUCAAAACUGAAACAUUAUUUUUAAUGUAAGAUUUGUGUGUUUUGAAUAUGAGGAACAAGUCCACUCUUUGUUUUCUGAAAUAUUGAUGGGGAACUUUGUCUGUUUUCCUUUGCAAGUUUUCGUUCAUUCGUGGAGGUUGGAAAACGUUUAUGUUUCAUUGUAUUUAUUUCGUAGAACAGUGGUGGACAGUGGUGGACAGCUUAAUUUUGUGAGCUUAAUUUUGUGAUCUUUUUAAUAAAAUAGUCAUGAUUUUGGAAUAGAGUAUGCAAAUAA